Molecule: messenger RNA, 638 nt
Organism: Manihot esculenta (cassava)
Lineage: Eukaryota; Viridiplantae; Streptophyta; Magnoliopsida; Malpighiales; Euphorbiaceae
Product: cysteine-rich and transmembrane domain-containing protein WIH2
Exons: 4
Coding region: 285-515 (76 amino acids)
Cellular component (GO): plasma membrane
Source: RefSeq, a predicted model, not a curated record
CCAAUGCCCACCCUAUCUUUCAUCUCAUAUUCUCUUCUGUUCUCUUCUUUCCAUAAAAGCUUACACGGAUAAUAGCACUUGGGUUUCCCUUGUCUAUCCACUUGCUUUGUCGGUUUAGAUUUCCUCUUUCCUAAGAAAACUCGAAACCUCCUCUGAGCUUCUCCUCCUUCGCUCGCCGCCUUAUACACACCCACGCCCAUCUUUCUAUAUAAAUCUAACUUCCUGGAUUUGCCAACCCAAUUGUAAAAGAAAAGGCUUCAGGACUCCACACAGAGGAAACAAAAAUGAGUUAUUACAACCAGCAGCAGCAGCCUGCGGUGGGUGUUCCUCCACCACAAGGGUAUCCAAAAGAUGCAUAUCCACCACCUGGGUAUCCUGUUGAAGGUUAUCCCCAGGGGUAUCCUCCGCAGGGGUACCCUCCGGCGUAUGCCCAGCCUCCGAGAAAAGAGAAUGGUUUCGUUGAAGGAUGCUUAGCAGCACUCUGCUGCUGUUGCCUUCUGGAUGCUUGCUUUUGAGGCGUCAGCGAUUCUUCCAUUUGUGGCUCUAUUUGUUCACAAUUCUUUUCUUGUUUUAGGCAUUGUCUGUCUGUAAUAAUAGUUUCUUUCUAUUUCAAUUGGAAAUUUUUAUUUUUAUUUUUA